This is a messenger RNA of Phoenix dactylifera (date palm), 446 nucleotides long. The record is from RefSeq and is a predicted model, not a curated record. NCBI's taxonomy places the organism in Eukaryota, Viridiplantae, Streptophyta, Magnoliopsida, Arecales, Arecaceae.
GCCAGGCAAAGCAGUGGCUGGGGAGAGGAAAAGAGGCCGAAGGGAAUAAUAAAAGGCUGAACGCCGAAGCUCGAACGAAGUCUCAUAGUAAUCGGUCCGUCAUGGCGGAAGAAAAGAAGCACGACGCGAUUCCUCCUCGCUACGACCUCGAUGCCAAGUGGGACGCCUGCAUCGAUCUCACAAUCCGCCGCUUCUUCUACUCCUCCCUCGCCGGCGCAUUUACCGGCCUCCUCCUCUUCCGGAGUCCAACAACUCGAUGGGCAUCUGUAGCUUUUGGUGCUGGAGUGGGAAUUGGAGCAGCAUAUACUGAAUGCUCUUACAUAUUUGAUGGUUCACCUCCAAAGUUGUCUCCAAAUGUUUCAGCUGUGCCUUCUGGUUCUGCACAAGUAAGUUAUUUUUUCGUUCUCCUUGUCAGUAAAUGUUUAAUUUAGUUCCAUACUUCACUA